GAAACCUUAACAUCACAAAAUUCACAAUAUGGCAGAAACUAAGGUGAGUUUGAAGCUCCUGAUCGAUACCAAGGCUAACAAGGUUCUCUUCUCUGAGGCCAGCAAGGAUUUUGUGGACUUUCUGUUGCACAUAUUAUCAUUGCCAGUUGGUUCCGUUGUGAAGCUUCUCGAAGAGAAAAGUAUGGUGGGUUGUCUUAGCGACCUAUGCAGGAGUGUCGGUGUUCUUGACGCUGACUACUUGAUGAGUAAAGCCAGGGUAAACUCCUUGCUCAAUCCUAGUGCUAACUCUAAUGUUCCUUUGUUAACUCUUAAUACUGCCGUUAAUACUGGCGGGGGAUAUGUUAAAAGUGUUGUGACUUACAUGGUGAUGGAUAAUUUGGAGGUGAAACCGAUGUCUACUAUUUCUGGGAUUACUCUCAUGAAUAAGUUUCAUGUCAAGGAUGUGGCUUUAUUGAUGGAGAAAGAAGUUGAAGUUGGUCUUACUGAGGGAUUAGCUAUGCUGAAAGCCUCUUUCGAGACCAAAGACGUGCUGUCCACUGUCUUUCUGGGAAAGAAAAAAUAGAUCGACGUUCUUCUGCAUGCACUUCCUUGAAAGAAGUUAGCUACCGUUGUCAUCUAAAUCUUGUUAGUUUGUGGAUCAAUUAAAUAAA
Molecule: messenger RNA, 650 nt
Organism: Spinacia oleracea (spinach)
Lineage: Eukaryota; Viridiplantae; Streptophyta; Magnoliopsida; Caryophyllales; Amaranthaceae
Exons: 2
Coding region: 29-562 (177 amino acids)
Source: RefSeq, a predicted model, not a curated record